AACCAUGCAGGGAAGACUCGUGAGUUUAAAACUCAAUAAUCAGAGGACUCGAACGCACGGAUAUGUUGCUGCAGCGCGCUAUUUUCUCCCCACUCUUGUCUCCAUGGAGGGUUCAAGCCUCCGCCAGGAAGAGGACCUUAAUGCCUCCUCGCUUCGCCGCUACGCUCAGAAACAACUCCGGCCUCCGAGAUGUCAAGGAGCGGACACUCGUUGCUGUCAAACCAGACGGCGUCCAGCGUCGCCUUGUGGGACAGAUCAUUCGUCGUUUUGAGCAAAGGGGUUUCAAGCUGGUGGGCCUGAAAAUGCUGCAAGUGUCAGAGGAGCUGCUGUCUCAGCACUAUUGUCAACUGACACAGAAAGCAUUCUACCCCAGUCUGGUGCAGUACAUGACCUCUGCUCCCGUGGUUGUCAUGGUAUGGGAAGGUCACAAUGUGGUGCAGGCAUCACGUGUGAUGGUGGGACCCACCAAUCCUUCUACUGCCCAAGCAGGAACAAUCAGGGGAGAUUUUAGCCUUCAUGUCAGUAGGAAUGUGGUCCAUGCCAGUGAUUCCCUAGAGGGAGCUGAGAGAGAGAUUCAGCUGUGGUUUCAAGGAAAGGAGCUCCUCAAGUGGGAAUGUUGGGACCAGACUAUCACCUGCGAGGAGUGAAGAUGCUGAGCAGUGAGGAUCAGUGAUGCUACCUCUUCUCUUGCUGCUAGUUGAAAAACGGUCCUCUAACCGUGAGCCUGAAAACCAUGCUCAGUAUUAAUCCUUGCAUUAUUCAGCUCAGGAAUCAAAUAAUUGUGUAAUUUAAACGACAUAAACAACUCCACCUAAACAGGUUUAACAUUCCUAUCAUGGCAAAAUGUGUAUGUUACAUAAAGCUGUGGGGAUUGAUUGCAGAUUUCUGCAAUUACCUAUAUCUCAGAAUUAUGUUUUUUGCAUACAGUUCAGUCAAACUUGUACAUAUACUCAUUCUGGGCUUGAAUGUAUUUUUUGGGCCUCUAAUGACUUAUUUGAACUGUUUCAUUGAAUGAUAACAAAAACAAAGUACACAGUGUAACAGGAUACAUACAGAAGUACAGUGACAUUAGUCAUAUAAUAAGGGGUGCUGAAGGUUCCAGACUGUCUUUUAACUUGACAAAGCCAACCCCUAUUUACUGGAAUAAUGGCAGUAGAAUUUAGGUCUAAAACUGUACAUGUGUUUUUACAGGGACCAUGCAAUGAAAGCAUUAGACGCAAGGUAAAAAGGCUCUGCACCAGAUUAUAGUGUUCUCACUCAUUUAAAUCUGUAGUCCAUGUAGCAGGCAAAAUAAUUUUCACUUUAGAAACACACAUACUUAAAGGGAAACUGCACUUUUUUUGUAAUUUUGCCUAUCGUUCACAAUCAUGAGAGACAAGAAAAAAAAAGGUUGGGUUUAUUUUUGGCUUUUUAACCAAAAAUGGCUUGUUUUAUUUAGGUGGCUAGCAAUGCAGCCAAUGUGAGCAAUCAAUUCUACCUCUAAAUCACUUUACAAAUGCAUUCAAAAAACGUCAACAGUACUUCAUUUAUGUUCCGUCACCCGUGUAAUAACCAAGCUGUAGCGAUAUUGUUUUUGUAAGAGCAAACACUGAGGAAUUCUUUUUUUCUAUCGUAGUGCUUUGGUAUUAGCCAUAAAAGCUUGCUACGGCAAAAGAUAAGCUUGCUUCUACAAGAACAUUAAAAACUUCUGGGUUUGUAAUGCCACAACAGUGCACUAAAACACUAAUUUGUACUGACAGAAAAAAAUUAACAAUAACAUUAUAGUAUCUGUAAAGUAUUAGCCCACAUUUCUGUAUGCACUGUAGUUGUAAUGACACAUAUGGCGUGCUGCAUGUAUCAUGAUGGAUAUUUAAAACGUAUCUGGUUCAGCUAGCCGGGGACGGUUCCUGUUGAUUUGGGGUAAGCAAUCCAUUUAUGUCAAAAUAGCUUGGCUCCAAAUUCAAAAUAGCAUGAUAAUCGCUUUCAUCCCCCUCUCCCUGGCUUCUAAAAGCAGCAGUAUAUUUAGCUUCAAAAGUAAAAGGUUGUGAAUCCUCAUAUAUACAAAAAUAGUCAUCUUUGUUGUCUGUUACCAAGUCUGCCAUGAUUAGAAAACAUACUUGUGUAUGAUUUUGGAAGUAUUGACACAAGUUGUUGCCAGAAAUCAGACAUGUGCUGCAAUGGAAACAGACAUCAAUGCAUGGAAUAAAUCAGUCCCGGAAAUGAUUAAAACGAUCAAAAUACGAUACAUAUUGUACAUAUUGUUACAAACGUGUUUGUUACUACAUAUACCGGUAUACUUGCACAGUGUAUAUAAAAUGUUGAUGGAGGGUUUUGAAGUUAUUUUAGAGGGCUUUGAAGGCUACAUCAGUGACUCCCAUUAAAUGCAUCUCUCAAGCGUUUUUUUUCCCUCAUCUUUAAAAUCCAUCCAUUUCCUACCGCUUGGAGCCUAUCUCAGCUGCAUUCAGGCGGAAGGGGGAGUACACCCUGGAUAAGUCGCCACCUCAUUGCAAUGCCAACAGAGAUAGACAAGUUUUAAAAAAACACAUGCCUGUUCUUGUCUCUUAUAGUGAUUGUGAAGGGUUGGCAAAAUUUUACAAAAAGUGCAGUUCCACUUUAAAGCACAGACUAUAAAACACAAAAAAGAAACAUGCAUGCUGACACACUUGGUUUCUUCUUGUCCAGGACUUCAGGGCUUGUUUGUACAAGGAUUGUAGUGGUUUCAAAGUUGUGUUUUUCUCUAAUGACCAGCAUGAUAUGGAGUAAAAAAAAUGCAAUAUAUCAUGACAUUCAAAGUAAGUUAAGAUGCCUAGGUAGUGAAUGAGAAUGUGCAGUAUUGUAUUGUAUUUCAGGGUGCAACUCAUCUUAUUUGUGUAUUUUAAAUUUAAGUGUGGAAUCUAAUGUAACACCAAGAUACUUAAACUCUGUGACAUUAUAAAUAUAUACAGUAUGUUCCGUAAACUGACUCCUUAGAUAAUGCAUAUGUUUUGGUUUGAUGGAAAAAUGCAUUGUUGCCAUUUUGUUGAUGUUCAGGGUGAGGUUCAUUCAACCAUUUUCCACCUUUUCGAUUACACGUUAGCUUGUUAGCCACUUGUUUAUAGUCUUUUCCAUGUGUAUGGAUGCAUGCAUCUAAGUGGUUACAUCAUUGUCACAAAUUGAUGGAAGGAAGGCCAAUAAACACGGUGAAGAGCAGUGGACCUAAAAUGGAACCUUGUGGCAAACCCAUGCUAAGAGCUCUCAGAGGUAAUAGUUUGGUAUUUGUAGAUAGUUUGCAUCUUGUGAGGUUAAGGAUUCAUUCUGUCAAGGCUUUACUUAAAUCUCGAGAAUUGGCUUCGACUACACCCACUUUGUCCAGAUUAAUUUUUUAUCAUCUGAAUUAGAUAGCAACAUGGUGUUCAGUUGAAUGGUUUGUUCUGUCACCAAACUGCAUUUUGUGUGUUUCACCACUUGUUAGAUUGACCAAUACUUACAACAAUGUGAAAGUCCAGGCCCAUAAUUGAUAUGACAGUCAUUCUCGUGGUGAGUGAAUGGAAACUUCUGACAGGAACUUAGUUGAGAUUCAGGAAGCAUACAAACUUAAGCAGUUAAAUUUUAGAAGAAAAAGAAAAUAAUAUUUUUGCAA
Messenger RNA from Nerophis ophidion (straightnose pipefish), 3598 nucleotides. It is a transcript of the gene nme4, whose product is annotated as NME/NM23 nucleoside diphosphate kinase 4. The record is from RefSeq and is a predicted model, not a curated record. Gene Ontology annotation, molecular function: nucleoside diphosphate kinase activity. Lineage: Eukaryota; Metazoa; Chordata; Actinopteri; Syngnathiformes; Syngnathidae. The transcript is spliced from 5 exons. Bases 63 to 647 code for a protein of 194 amino acids. Gene Ontology annotation, biological process: GTP biosynthetic process; CTP biosynthetic process; UTP biosynthetic process.